GGUGAAGUUCUCGAUCUAGCAGCUCUCUAGUGCCAAAAUUUUCCUCCCGCAGUGAGGAUCGCGUACGUGCGUAAGUUCGAUCCAUUUCGACGCGUUUCGUGAGUGGUGCGAGAAAGUAAUCAGUGCUGAUUGUGAUUAUUUUUUUAAUUUUGUUGAAUUCAACGAACUAAAUAACUUUCGGAAUCGAGAGAUUUAAUAAUGCAGAGCCAACGAAGGCAAUCCGCCGGCUCGGCCAUCCCGAAAGCGCCGGCCGUCAAGCGGCGUAUGUCCCGCCACGGUUCGGUCCUGAUUGAAACCACCCCGCGGCAGAUCCCGUGGGACCUCGUCGAUCGUCUGCUGGUUCCAAUCAUCGGCUGCCACGCCGCCGCCAUUGUUUGCUCCGGUGUGUUCAACUUUCUCGGAAUUUCCCAAGUGUCGGCCUUCGUGCUGUUCCUGUUCUUCUCGAUCCUGACCGUCGGAGCCGCCAUCGGAUUCCACAGUCUUAAGGUUUCGCCGCUCGGCAAGGGAGUGCUCAUCACUGGAUGCGAAUCGCCGCUGGCUCGGGCUCUGGCUAGACGGCUGGAUGAUUUGGGAUUUACGGUGUUUGCCGGCUUCAAGGCCCUGGAUGAGAGCACCGAAGCCGACAUGCUCAAGGCAAUGUCUUCCGGUCGGUUGAAACCGAUCCCAUUGGAUGUGACCUCGGAGGUGCAGAUGUUGGAAGCGUCUUUGUACAUUGCGGAGAACCUGCCGGAGGGAGCCGACGGACUGUGGGCGUUGGUUCACUGCGACAUGUGGUGUGCCCUUGGCGAGCUGGAGUGGAUCCCAUUCCCGGUCAUGAGGAAGUCCUUCGACAUCAAUGUGCUGGGAGCCUCCCGUCUGUCGCAGAUCAUGCUGCCGUUGAUUCGCCGGGCCAAGGGCCGUGUGGUGUUCCUUUCGUCAGCUAUCGCUCAUAUCCCAUCGCCGGUUCGCGGAAUCCAGUGUGCCACCCAAGCGGCCAUCGAAGGCCUAGCGUCCUGUUUGCGCCACGAACUGAAGACCCGUGCCGUCAAUGUGUCGAUUGUAUGUGCCAGCGAGUUUUCGUCCGGCGAUGCCUGGCUCGACGAUACCAAGAUGAUGGACCAAGCCAAGGCCAUGUGGGAACAGCUAAGCGACGAGCAGAAAUCGGAGUACGGAGAGGACUACUUCGAGACGGCCAUCCGUUCGCUGGAGAAGUACACCAAUACGGACGGUGACUUCCACUCGACCGUGCGCGCCCUGACCGAUGCCAUCAUCCGUUCGUUCCCGCUGUUCCGUUACACGCCGUUAUCCCGUUACGAAAAGCUCCAGACCAUCGUGUCCGAACAUCUGCCCCGCUCCGUCUACGAACUGUUCUACUCGAACUAAAUGAGAAUGGGAAAACGAAAGCCUAGCCGUUUUGGAUUUUUCAUUGGAUUUUGGAAACUUUCGGAGGAAUUUGGAAGAGAGAUAUUGCUUUUAUUAAACACUUUAUGCCUUCCCAAGAGGAAUGGACAAUUUAAUACCGGUAGAAUAGUUAGUUCGUAAGAAUCCAUUUGAAAUUUGAAGAAGUAGAGUUUGAGAGCUAGUAUAUCAGUAGCGGGUAUAACCAUUAGAUUGAAUUGAGAAUCAAGUAAGAAUUUGUAUGGUAACUGUUUGUCAUAUACAGUCGAACCUCCAUGAGUCGAUGUUCCUUGAUUCGAUAUCGACUCAUGGAGGUAUUUUUUUUCCAUACUGAAAAAUAAUUUCUGGGUUACUAUGAUGGUCCCUCCAAUAAGCAUCCCAAAGGAUUUUUGUCCCACUACUCGAUAUUUCCUUGAGUCGAUGGUCCCUUCAAUAUCGACUCAUGGAGGUUUUACUGUAGUAGGUAUAAAAAAGAUGGUUGAUCAACGAAAUAUAUAAAACUACAAAUGUAACUUAACGAUAAAGCUUCAUACGCUCAGAAGCUUCCAACAAGUGCUGCCAUCUUGAUCUGGCGGUCAAGGUGCGUUACCAAUUACCGGUAACGCUCAAAACGUCACACAAUGUUGCUUUGUUUUCGCUUCGCUAGCUCAUGCAAACAAAUAUACUCAUACAGGUAGAGAUUAGUAACGGGUUUGAACUUUUGUAUCGGCAUUUUAGUUAGUAUGUGUAAUAUUAUCAAUGAAGAGAGGAGCUGAAUCACAACAAGGCAAGGGGAGUAAUUUCGCUGCUGGCUAAAUUGUAUCCAACAUAAAAGUAAACAGAGCCAAACGUUAUUCAUGAGACGAGACGGUUCCUUAACGAUUCGAUUGAACAAGUGCAUUACAGACAUACAGGGAUAAAAAGUGAAAUUUAUUGAAUAAAAAGUCUGCGCAUUCGAA
Molecule: messenger RNA, 2315 nt
Organism: Aedes albopictus (Asian tiger mosquito)
Lineage: Eukaryota; Metazoa; Arthropoda; Insecta; Diptera; Culicidae
Product: D-beta-hydroxybutyrate dehydrogenase, mitochondrial
Exons: 7
Coding region: 199-1362 (387 amino acids)
Biological process (GO): steroid metabolic process
Cellular component (GO): intracellular membrane-bounded organelle
Molecular function (GO): oxidoreductase activity
Source: RefSeq, a predicted model, not a curated record